UGGUACAAGGCUAUUCACAACAGCCUUGUACCAUGUGACAAGCUGUGAGCAAUCACGGCUCUCACAGUAUUCAUCAAUGGCUGCAAGAAUGCAGCUAGAGAGAAGGAGAAAUGAUUGCUUUUACAGCAUUUUUGUGUGUAAAAGCAAUCAGUGUAAAAAGAAAAAAAUCUUCACCCCCCCCACAAGUAGUACAGUGACACUGUUACUGGUGACACUGUGGGAACCUGAAACCCCCAAACAUUCAGGGAGCGCGCACAAACAGGGAGCGGGGAGGACAUUUAUAAACGACCACCUGCUCCCGCACUGCUCCCGUCUGCACGUUUAUAUACAUGGGCCGGAUGGGAAGUGGUUUAGCUAUAAGCAAUCAUAAUGUGCAAGAAAAAAAUCCUGACUUCUCUAGAGU
This is a messenger RNA of Staurois parvus, 403 nucleotides long. Lineage: Eukaryota; Metazoa; Chordata; Amphibia; Anura; Ranidae. The record is from the annotation of a GenBank genome assembly.